AUGGGAGUCGAAACUGAUAAAUUAAUUAAUGAUCAUGAUGAUCAAAAAAAUAGAAAUCAAAACUUAGGCGGUUUUUCAGCAGUUAAUGAUGCUAAAACUUUAUUACCACCAUUAGGUACAAUGAAAGGUGAUCAACAAGAGCAACAACAGCAACAAACACAGCAAUCACAACCCCCACAAGCUUAUGAGUAUAAUCCACAACCUUCAAUGUAUUCUGCUUAUCAACAAUCAAAUUAUGAUCCAUAUUUACAACAAAGAAAUAUGGUACAGCCUCAAAAUACUUAUAAUCAAAUACCUCAAUAUACAACCCAACAACAAUAUCAAUCAAAUGCAAGAUCUUCUACUGGUGGUUCAAAUAUACGAUAUCAAUAUCCUGCUAAUGUACCGACAACAACUACUUCAAUUUCAUCAAACAAUCAAACAGAUAAUCAACAACAACUUCAAAGAGAGAAUAAAAAGGGAAGAAGAUUUAGAAGACGAUAUAAUCAAAUUAAUAGAAGAUUUCCAUGCUCAUAUCCAAAUUGUAUGAAAAGUUAUGGAUCAUUAAAUCAUUUAAAUACUCAUAUUGUUUCUAAAAAACAUGGUCAUCGUAAAGCAAAAGCUGAUUUUCAAAAUCCUCAACAACAAUCAAAGGACGAAAAUAAAAUUGAUCAGAAUUUUAAUCAACAAUCCCCUCAACAACAAAAUCAAAAUGCUAAUCUUUUGAAUUUACAGCAACAACCCCAACAACCCCAACAACAACCACCUCAACAACAACAGCAACAAUAUAUGGCUAAUGAUUAUUCAGGAGCAGCUUAUUGGUAUGGCUACCCAGCUGCACCCAACUUGAGACCUUCAAAUACUUCAUCAUCAAAUGAAUCGUCAUUUGGUUUAAAUAAUCAAAUCCCUCCACAACAAUCAUCAACAAAUAUGUAUUAUCAAGGAUAUCAAGCCGGAGGAAUACCACCAAAUAAUUUACAACAACAACAACAACCAUCAUCAUCAAAUCAACAAACUCAACAGAGAUCAAAUCAACAAGCUCAACAAAAUCUACAACAACAACCACAAUUUUAUCAACAAUCUCCUCAACAUAAUUUACAACAAAAUUUUUAUCCACAACAACAAGGUCAAAUGUCAUCUUCAUCACAUUUUACGCAACUGCAACAACUGCCUAAAUGA
Molecule: messenger RNA, 1158 nt
Organism: Lodderomyces jiufengensis
Lineage: Eukaryota; Fungi; Ascomycota; Pichiomycetes; Serinales; Debaryomycetaceae
Gene: WOR4
Product: Wor4p
Exons: 1
Coding region: 1-1158 (385 amino acids)
Source: RefSeq, a predicted model, not a curated record